AAGCGCCGCGUCCUGAAUCACUUCCUAGUGGACAUUCAGUGACGUGCUUUGGUAUUGAGCUAGGGACUAUGUAGUGCGCUUAUGUAGGGGAGAAAGGAGCCGUUUGGGAUUUGACCAUAAAUAACGCCUAGCAGAAGUAAGGAGGUUUUUACCGUUAGCUUGCUCUGCUAAUGCGGCUGCAGCUUGUAGCCUGUAGCAGCUGGAGCUAGCAUCAGUGGAGAUUGUUUUGAUUGUGUGUUUGUUUGUUUUAAAUUCGCUUUGUAAAAAAGCAAACAAACAAAAACAAAACACGUCAAGUAAUGGACUCGGACGAGGGUUAUAACUAUGAGUUCGACGACGAGGAGGAGGAGGAGGAGGAGGAGGAGUGUAGCGAGGACAGCGCUGAGGAGGAAGCCGACGACGACGCGCUGGACCUCGGCGAAGUGGAGCUGGUGGAGCCGGAGGUGGCCGGAGGAGAGCGGGACGGCUGCGAGGAGACCGGCAGCAGCGGCGGAGGAGGCGGCGGAGGUGGAGGUGGAGGCCUCGGGGCCGGACGGGACGAAGAGGAUUACCGAUAUGAAGUGUUAACCGCCGAGCAGAUCCUCCAGCACAUGGUGGAGUGUAUCAGAGAGGUGAACGAGGUUAUACAGAACCCAGCUACUAUAACCAGAAUACUGCUCAGUCACUUCAACUGGGACAAAGAGAAGCUCAUGGAGAGGUACUUUGACGGGAAUCUGGAUAAAUUAUUCUCGGAGUGCCACGUCAUUAACCCCAGUAAGAAGGCGAGGACGAGACCGAUGAGCACGCGCUCGUCUAAUCAGGACAUGCAUUGCCAGAUCUGCUACCUGAACUAUCCCACUUCGUAUUUCACAGGUCUGGAGUGUGGACACAAAUUCUGCAUGCAGUGCUGGGGGGACUACCUGACCACCAAAAUUAUAGAAGAGGGGAUGGGUCAGACCAUCUCAUGUCCUGCUCACAACUGUGAUAUUUUGGUUGAUGACAACACUGUAAUGCGGUUGAUCACCGACUCAAAAGUGAAGCUGAAGUACCAACAUCUAAUCACGAAUAGUUUUGUAGAGUGUAAUAGACUUUUAAAAUGGUGUCCGGCUCCUGACUGCCAUCAUGUGGUUAAGGUCCAGUAUCCAGAUGCCAAACCAGUGCGCUGCAAAUGCGGGAGACAGUUCUGCUUCAAUUGUGGAGAGAACUGGCACGACCCAGUGAAGUGUAAGUGGUUGAGGAAAUGGAUUAAGAAAUGUGAUGACGACAGUGAAACAUCUAACUGGAUUGCAGCAAAUACCAAGGAGUGUCCCAAGUGCCAUGUGACCAUCGAAAAGGACGGCGGUUGUAACCACAUGGUUUGCCGUAACCAGAACUGUAAGGCGGAGUUCUGUUGGGUGUGUUUGGGUCCUUGGGAGCCUCACGGCUCGGCCUGGUACAACUGCAAUCGCUACAAUGAAGACGACGCAAAGGCGGCCCGAGACGCCCAAGAGCGUUCCCGUGCAGCACUGCAGCGUUACCUUUUCUACUGCAACCGCUACAUGAACCACAUGCAGAGCCUGCGCUUCGAGCACAAGCUGUACGCGCAGGUCAAGCAGAAGAUGGAGGAGAUGCAGCAGCACAACAUGUCGUGGAUCGAGGUGCAGUUCCUGAAGAAGGCCGUGGACGUGCUGUGCCAGUGCCGAUCCACACUCAUGUUCACCUACGUCUUUGCCUUCUACCUCAAGAAGAACAACCAGUCCAUCAUUUUCGAGAACAAUCAGGCUGACCUGGAGAACGCCACAGAGGUGCUGUCAGGCUAUCUGGAGCGAGACAUCUCCCAGGAUUCCUUGCAAGAUAUCAAACAGAAAGUCCAAGAUAAGUAUAGAUACUGCGAGAGUCGACGGCGAGUUCUGCUGCAGCACGUGCACGAGGGCUAUGAGAAGGACUUAUGGGAGUAUUUAGAGGACUGAGGAAGAUUCCUCGAAACAUAAACUCUCUGCGAGGAGGAUUCAGAAAACACUCUCGGCCAUCUCCACACAUCCUCUACAUACUGCAUCCUUUUUCAUGCCUGUUCUGUUUGUUUUUAUUGAGAUUCUAAAUUAAUUUUAUCCUAAUAAAAAGGUAGCUUUAUUAAAGACGAAACCCCAA
Messenger RNA from Pangasianodon hypophthalmus (striped catfish), 2106 nucleotides. It is a transcript of the gene arih1l, whose product is annotated as ariadne homolog, ubiquitin-conjugating enzyme E2 binding protein, 1 like. Bases 300 to 1928 code for a protein of 542 amino acids. Gene Ontology annotation, biological process: positive regulation of proteasomal ubiquitin-dependent protein catabolic process; protein polyubiquitination; ubiquitin-dependent protein catabolic process. The transcript has 14 exons. The record is from RefSeq and is a predicted model, not a curated record. Gene Ontology annotation, molecular function: ubiquitin protein ligase activity; ubiquitin conjugating enzyme binding; zinc ion binding. Gene Ontology annotation, cellular component: cytoplasm; ubiquitin ligase complex; nucleus. NCBI's taxonomy places the organism in Eukaryota, Metazoa, Chordata, Actinopteri, Siluriformes, Pangasiidae.